Ictalurus punctatus (channel catfish) is the source of this 2904-nucleotide messenger RNA. It is a transcript of the gene lrrc4.1, whose product is annotated as leucine rich repeat containing 4.1. The record is from RefSeq and is a predicted model, not a curated record. Gene Ontology annotation, biological process: modulation of chemical synaptic transmission; synaptic membrane adhesion; postsynaptic density protein 95 clustering. Gene Ontology annotation, molecular function: protein binding. The transcript has a single exon. Bases 13 to 2610 code for a protein of 865 amino acids. NCBI's taxonomy places the organism in Eukaryota, Metazoa, Chordata, Actinopteri, Siluriformes, Ictaluridae. Gene Ontology annotation, cellular component: glutamatergic synapse; plasma membrane; postsynaptic density membrane.
GUGUGCCACAACAUGAGUGUCCUGGAGCGUGUAGCUGCACAUCGAGUCAGGAAAGCUACCCUGCUCUUUGUCAUCUUUCUCAUGGUGCAAGUGUAUGUGGAGGAGGUGGUGGGUGCACUGGGGACUCAGGGUUGCCCCCCUAUCUGCUCCUGCAGUAACCAGCUCAGCAAGGUGGUGUGUACCCGUCGUGGCCUCACUCAUGUGCCCCCUGGCAUUCCUGCCAACACAAGACACCUCAAUCUAAUGGAGAAUGUCAUUGAGGCAGUGCAAGCUGACUCCUUUCGCCAUCUCAAUCACCUGGAGGUACUCCAGUUAGGACGCAAUGCCAUUAGAGAGAUCGAAGUGGGAGCUUUCAAUGGGCUGACCAAUCUGAACACCCUGGAGCUCUUUGAUAACCGGCUGACUGUGGUACCUAGUGGGGCCUUUGAAUAUCUGUCUAAGUUGAGGGAACUGUGGCUCAGAAAUAACCCCAUUGAAAGCAUCCCAUCUUAUGCCUUCAAUCGUGUGCCCUCUCUAAUGCGACUUGACCUGGGCGAGCUGCGAAAGCUUCAAUAUAUUUCUGAUGGGGCCUUUGAAGGUCUGGUCAACCUUAAGUACCUCAAUUUGGGUAUGUGCAACAUCAAAGGGGAGAUUCCCUACUUGAACUCACUGCUCGUGCUGGAGGAGUUGGAGAUCUCCGAGAACAUUUUCCCUGUGAUCAAACCCAGCUACUUCAGAGGACUGACUUCACUUAAAAAGCUAUGGAUCAUGAACUCUAACAUAGGACUAAUUGAACGUAAUGCAUUUGAUGACCUGUCAUCACUGGUAGACCUAAACCUAGCCCACAACAACCUGAGCUCUCUACCCUUCGACCUCUUUUCCCCACUGAGGUACCUGAUGGAACUGCACCUCCAUCAUAAUCCCUGGAACUGCGACUGUGACUCACUGUGGUUAGCACGGUGGCUGCAUCAGUACAUCCGUACAAACUCAACCUGCUGUGGCAGAUGCCAUUCACCGGCACACAUGAGAGGUCGUCAGCUGGUGGAUGUAGCCCAAGGAGACACAGAUGCAAUGCAGUGUUCUGCGCCCUUCAUUUCUGAUGCUCCAAGAGACCUCAAUAUUUCAGCUGAUCGAGUAGCAGAGUUUCGAUGUAGAACAGCAUCUAUGUCAUCAGUGCAGUGGUUUUUACCAAAUGGUACUAUACUGACACAUGCAACCAACCACCCACGCAUAACCGUGGUUAAGGAUGGGACUCUAAACUUCUCAAAUGUGCUGGUGGGUGACACAGGCAUGUACACCUGCAUGGUGUCCAAUGCAGCUGGAAAAUCCAAUGCUUCAGCGUAUUUAAAUGUGAGUGCAGCAGAGCUCAACACAUCCAACCUCAGCUACUUCAACACAGUUACAGUAAAAGUUCUCGACCCAAUGUCCAACAUACCCAAACCCCGGACCACUACAGAAGCAAAUCAACGCACCACAACUACUACUUCGCCUUCAGCCUUUCAACCAGUUUUCAUCUCGACACCAACAGUCAUUCUCCAAAGCACUGACAUACCACCAAGCCGCCUGCCAGCCAUGCCCACGUCAAAAUUGACAACGGGGAAGCCAUCCAGACCCGCCAGUACCAGCCUGGAUGAGGUGAUGAAGACUACGAAGAUCAUUAUUGGGUGCUUUCUGGCAGUAACAUUACUAGCAGCAGUCAUGCUAAUUGUGUUCUAUAAACUGCGGAAGCGACAUCAACAAAGGAGCACAGUUUCAGCAGCAAGGACUGUAGAGAUUAUUCAUGUCGAUAAGGAGGACCUACCACCACCUGCAUCUGCUGCCUGUAUGUCAGGGGAUGGGGCAGUGAAACUACCAGUGAUAAGAGACCAUAACAGCAUUCAGAAAUUAGACUACAUCACCCACAAACUAGACUACAGCUACCAUACACCUCAACUCAAAUCAGAUUACAGCAUCCACAAACCCAAACCUCAUUUUAGCACCUCCAAAACCAAAUCGGACGACACUACGGACAUUCUGAAGACAGACUACACUAAACACAUGUCCAAAUUUGAUUACAACACACUUGCAAUAGUGGACUAUAGUUCUCACAAACCUCCUACAAACUACAUGCACAAGUCACUGCCUGAUUAUCACCUACACAAAAAAAAUGACCAGAGUCCUUACAAACCUGGAUAUAGCACUUAUAAGCCCGACUACACAUCUCAAGCAGUCAAACUGGACUUCAGCCCUUUCAAAUCAGAUUACACCAUUCACAAACCCAAAAUGGACUACAGUACGCACAAGCCCAAAUCUGAUUACAUUCCUAACAAAUCUGGUAUCAACUACAGCCCCCUGAAGAUGGAUUGUAGUCAUUUUAAACCUGACUACGGUGUGUUUAAGCCACUCAAAGCAGAAUACUUUAGUCACAAACAAGACUUGAGUCCCCAAAAACCUGAAAUGGAUUUCAACCAGCAUGAGAUAAAAUAUAGCACUCAGAACUCGUACAAGCCUUGGGGACAUACAAACAAAUGGACAGAAAACUGCAGCACUGGAAACUCUCUUCCACGAACUUUAUCCAGUAUCAGCACUAUGCCUGAGCCCUUCAUCAUAAAAACACAUAACAAGGAGAAAGUACAAGAGACUCAAAUCUAGUACUCAUCUAAAAGAACACUUCCCCUCAAAACACACACACAAACACACACACGGGGUGAGUUCUUUUAGAGAAAGAGGGCGAGAGAGAGAGUGUGGGAAAACCCGUGAAGUGUUGGCAAACAGACAAAAAAAAGAAAAAGAAAAAAAAAAAGAGGACAUUUACCAAAACUGAGCUUUUCUGCCCAUUACAUUAUGUGUAUAAAAAAUGUGGAUAUAUUUUUAUGUACUCUCGAACAUUGCCUUGGCUCUGAGCCUGCAGAGAUCAGUCUAAUAAACACACUUCCGUCAGUCCUA